UUGCGUCGGAUGUUGUUCUCUUUAUCUGUGACUGACUAAUGCGAGACAUACGGUUGAAUAACUAAGCCGCGAGCGUCUAGUCCUCAGGAAUGAAAAUAACACACUCAAAACGUUAAUUUAGGAACGUUUUAUUGGAUCGUUCCUGCAAAUAGUCAGUCAUUCAUUCAAACCGAUUCGGGGCUUGCGCUAUUCAGAACCAUGGACUUGCACAUUCUGGAUCACAGACUGCGAGUGACCAGCAUUUGCAAAAAUGGGCUGGUGAAUUUCACUCACCCCCUCAUCAAACUAAUUUUCCUGCGGAACAGAACAAGAUGCAAGUUCUUCAGUCUGACAGAGACCCCAGAGAACUACACUGUCGUCCUCGAUGAAGAGGGAUUUAAAGAGCUGCAGCCCUCAGAGCACCUACUGGUCGAAGGUUCCGUGUGGCUGCCGCUCAACGUGGUCUCCAACGGCAACUCCUCCAGCAGCUCGCAGGCGGUGGGCGUGACCAAGAUCGCUAAGUCCGUCAUUGCCCCAUUGGCCCAGCAGCACGUGUCAGUCUUCAUGCUCUCAACCUAUCAGACGGACUUCAUCCUGGUGAGGGAGAAGGACCUGGCUGUAGUUAUUAACACUCUGGAGGAAGAGUUCAACAUCUACAGAGAGGUGGGGGGAGAGUACUCAGCUGUACUCAGCCAAGAUGUCCGCAAUGGCCUCCAGAAGAACGGCAAAGAAGCCCCCCAGCUGACAGUGCACCCGGUGCUGAUACCUCAGAACCAGUUCUGUGUGAUGAGUCUGGACCCAGAUACUCUGCCUGCCAUCGCAACAACACUUAUCGACGUACUCUUCUACUCCAACGGUCCUAAAGAGGGCGCUCUUCCCAGCCAGGACCUGGACUUUAUCAAGUUCUUUUCCUUCUCUCUGAUCGAUGGCUACGUCUCUCUGGUCAUGGACACAGAGGCACAAAGACAGUUCCCUGCUGAUCUUCUCUUCACCAGUUCCUCCAGGGAGCUGUGGAGGAUGGUGCGCAUUGGGGGACAGCCUCUGGGUUUCGACGAGUGUGGCAUUGUUGCCCAGAUAUCCCAGCCCUUAGCUGACAACGACAUCUCAGCCUAUUAUAUCAGCACCUUCAGCUUCGACCAUGCCCUGGUACCUGAAGAGGACAUAGUGAGUGUGACUGAGAUGCUCCAGCAGCACAGGAAAGAGCCAGCCUGCUAAUGGCGACCUGGCGGCUUGGUCCGUACUACACCUCUCUGUGUCCUGGGGCAGUACGGGGCUGGAGAGGGAUGCUAACUCCGUGCCUAGAUUAGCACUGCAGCGUGAGCAGUAUUAACCAUAAACGUUGUUGCCAUGACCACCAAAAGCGCUUCUAGGAAGGGGUGAUUGGACGCUGACAGGACCACCGACCAAUGCACACACUGAUUGGACGCUGCCAGGACCCCCGACCAAUGCACACAACGGGACGAGGGGAUUGGUGAACUGAAGUCCAGUUGUGAUGAUGGUAACGCUGUACUUAAGGCCUGCAGGUAUAAUGCAUUAUGAUGCGGUUAUAAUGCUUGCGUUAUAAGACUUGUUAUAGGCAUAUAUAACCCCCUUAUUUCUUGUUAUCGUCUCAUAAAGAUCCUGACUAAAUAACAGCCAUUUUGAGUCAUAGCCUAAGCCUUGUAAUAACGCAUUAUAAAGUCAACAUGCUGAUAACACGUAAUAAAGCAUAAUACCUGCAGUUUAUAAAGUGUAACCAUGAUGGAUUUUCUUAUGCUACUUACCUGCUUGCCGCAGGGCACAAACAUCUUACUCGUACUGUAAACAACACAGCUGUCUUCCAGUGAUGUUUAUACUGUAAUGCUAUGUGUCAGAACGCCACCCUUUGUGUCAAAGGUCAAGUUAUUUCAUGUGUGAGUGAAUUAUGUGAAGCACAAUUUCUGCUUGGCAAAAUAUGUCUCUCCAUUGGUGCUUUUUAUUCGCCAUAUCUUCACAAAUUGUACUUGUAGUAAGGCACGUAAAUGGCCUAAUCGCACCGCAAUAACUGAAGCCGCUCAUUGAAGUGUCAGCACAAGUCUUAUUGUCGACAAUCACAUUAGAGAAAAAAAAGACAUUAUAAAAAAGGUCGUUUUGAAGUGUAUUGGUAGAAAUUAGUGUUAAUUGGUAAACAUCAGAAUUUUAUUUUCUUGAAAAACAUAUGCAGGCAAUACUAGAAAAAAAAGACAAAUUCAAUGAUUAUCCAAGGUAAAGAGUAGCUUUAUUUAGUGCCGUGAUGCAGUUUCAACAUCAAUAAGAAGUUACUCAAAAAAUGUUUAAGGGUCAACAUUUCUGUACUUUUGUAGCGUUGUAGCAUUGUAUUUCCUUUAAGAUCAACACUGUCUUAUUCUUUAAUUUUCUUUUUUAAUUUGCACAAUUAAGACGUUUCUUAUUAAUUUCCUUGUAGACUGAGAAAGUUACUAAUAUCAUUAGAAAUAUUAUUUUGGUACAAUUACAUUUUGUACAAUUUAAAACAUGUAUUAUGUCAAAUAAUUGUAAAUGUGCUAUUAAAUUAAAUGUAUUUCUGGACUUCAUUAUGGAUACAUUGUCACCUAAUUUUUUUCAGAUAACAUUUGGUUGUUAAUUAAUUUACUUUUGUAUGGAGAUGAAUUUACACUAAAAUAGCUUAGAUAUGGGUUGAGACAUUACACAUACUUUGUCAAACUAUUGAUGCAAUGUUUUCAUGACAACCGUUGUGUGUUUUUUCAGUCUUGUUGAGUAGACUUGUAAUGUAUGGUAGAUGAGUGGGUGUGCGUUUAAAUGGGAGGAGAAAGUUCCACUCUAAACAUGACAUUUGUGUAAAAUUCGAAGAAAGUUCCAUUAUUUCCUUGUGGUUGUUGAGUGUUUAUUUUUAGAGACACCCCUUGUAUAUUAGAGUUGAUCAAGCCAUCCAUUAGUGUCUCCUUCGCUCACCAGCACAGAAGAACUCCAAUAUGUUUGGUAAAUAUUUUUACUGUACUCUCACAACAACAGUUAACCAUUUGUGACAUACUUGGAUUGUUAAAAUAAUAACCUACUAUUGUUUCUGAUUGGUUUGUGAUUGUCAUUUUGCUGGUGACUAGGCAUGUGUGCAU
Molecule: messenger RNA, 3068 nt
Organism: Coregonus clupeaformis (lake whitefish)
Lineage: Eukaryota; Metazoa; Chordata; Actinopteri; Salmoniformes; Salmonidae
Product: cytosolic arginine sensor for mTORC1 subunit 1
Exons: 9
Coding region: 199-1194 (331 amino acids)
Biological process (GO): negative regulation of TORC1 signaling; cellular response to L-arginine
Cellular component (GO): cytosol
Molecular function (GO): arginine binding
Source: RefSeq, a predicted model, not a curated record